Molecule: messenger RNA, 2512 nt
Organism: Ailuropoda melanoleuca (giant panda)
Lineage: Eukaryota; Metazoa; Chordata; Mammalia; Carnivora; Ursidae
Gene: EPS8L3
Product: EPS8 signaling adaptor L3
Exons: 18
Coding region: 130-1917 (595 amino acids)
Biological process (GO): Rho protein signal transduction; positive regulation of ruffle assembly; regulation of Rho protein signal transduction
Cellular component (GO): plasma membrane; vesicle; ruffle membrane
Molecular function (GO): actin binding
Source: RefSeq, a predicted model, not a curated record
CCACUAGCAGAGAAGCCACUGCCCUCCCACCACCGGCACCGGACCACCUGCUCAAGCACCAGCCCCCGUGGGGGGACAAGCCUCACUGGAACACAGGGUAGGUUCUAGGAGUCAUCUAACGGUGUCAGCAUGUCCCGGCCCAGCAGCAGAGCCAUUUACCUGCACCGGAAGGAGUACCUGCAGAACGUCUCCUCAGAGCCCACCUAUCUGCAGCACAGGGUGGAGCACCUGAUGACAUGUAAGCUGGGGACUCAGAAAGUCCAGGAGCCCAAGGAUGCCCUGAGGAAGCUGCAGGAGAUGGAUGCUCAGGGCCGGGUGUGGAGCCAGGACUUGCUACUGCAGGUCAAAGAUGGCUGGCUGCAGCUGCUGGACAUCGAGACCAAGGAGGAGCUGGACUCCUACCACCUGGACAGCAUCCAGGCCAUGGACGCCGUGCUCAACACCUGCUCCUACGACUCCGUGCUGUCCAUCACGGUGCAGGAGUCGGGCCUGCCAGCCAGCAGCACUCUGCUCUUCCAGUGCCAGGAAGUGGGGGCAGAGCAGUUAAGGACCAGCCUGCAGAAGGCCCUGGAGGAGGAGCACCAGCAAAGCAGACCCCAAUCUGGAGCUCAUCACCCCAGCCAAGACAGAUGGAGGGGGCCUCCUCUGGAAAGGGCAUUCCCUAAGGAGCAGGUACCCCCACUGGAGCAGGGGCCCCCUCCAGAACAGCCCUACUGGAUGAGCCCAGAGCACAGCACACCACCAUCCCCAAGGCCCCUGCCACACAACUCCAGUUUCCGAGAACCAAGCACAUUCACUCUGCCUCCUGCCAGGCGGCCCCCAUCCCCAGAGAACCCAGAGAGGGAUGAGGAGAUACUAAGCCACGUCCUUAGGGACAUCGAGCUGUUUGUGGGAAAGCUGAAGGAGGCCCAGGCAAGGACCAGUCAAAAGAAGAAGAGACUGGGGAAGAAAAAGGGCAAGGAUAAGUGGGGGCCGACCCAGGCCCAGUACGUUGACUGCCUGCAGAAGAUCAAGUACAGCUUCAACCUUCUAGGGAAGCUGGCCCUCUGGCUGCAGGAGAAGAAUGCCCCUGAGUUCGUGCACAUCCUCUUCCAACUUCUAGACUCCAUCCUGGCCCACUGCCCUGAGCCUGGCCUAGCAACCCAAGUGAUCUCACCCCUCCUCACCCCCAAAGCCAUCGACCUGCUGCAGUCCUGCCUCAGCCCGGCUGAGAGUGACUUCUGGAAGAGGCUGGGUGCGGCCUGGACCACCAGCCGGGCUGACUGGACAGGCAUUGAGCCCCCGCCCUACCAACCCACAUUCUAUGAUGGCUGGCAGCUUCCAGAGCCCUCCAACCAGGCACCCUCAGGAUACCAGAACGCUACCUCCCUCCGCCCUGGGUCAGGGAGCACCUCCUACUUUGCUCAAGAGGAGACACACCAUGGCCCUCAGCCUGGGGACCCCAACCACGUGCCCUCCCGCCCCAGAUCUGUCAAGCCAGCUCUGAAAAUGCAAGUCCUAUAUGAGUUUGAGGCCAGGAACCCACAGGAACUGACUGUGGCCCAGGGAGAGGUGCUGGAGGUCCUGGACCAGAGCAAGCGGUGGUGGCUGGUGCAGAAUGAGAAGGGACAGAGCGGCUACAUUCCCAGCAACAUCCUAGAGCCCCUACAGUCGGGGACCUCCAGGAGCCAGAGCCAGUCGCCUUCUCGGGCUCCAAUGCUUCGACUUAGCUCGACACCUGAGGAGGUCACAGCCUGGCUGCAGGCCGAGAACUUCUCCACCAUCACGGUGAAGAGCCUCAGAUUCCUCACAGGGAGCCAGCUGCUUCACAUGAGACCCGGGGAGCUACAGAUGCUGUGUCCACAGGAGGCCCCACGGGUCCUGGCACGGUUAGAAGCCGUCAGAAGGAUGCUGGGGGUGAGGACACUGGGGCCCUGACCCCCACAGCAAAUGCGGGAUGCUCCCCGGGUGGGAGGGAGAAUGCCAGGUGGACAAGCCCGCAGGCCCAGCCCUGGGCUAGAAGGGAGCGCGGCAGGUACGGGAGAGUCCCCCCAGAGGCUCGACUUCACGUGCUCGGGCAGGCCGUGAGGCUCCAAACCGAUUGUUGACACGAGCCCCGGGGAUCCCUCGCUGGGCACCCGCCUCACCUCAAUCCUUUUCUUUCCUCAGAUAAGCCAUUAGGCACCCACCCAGACACCUCUGAGACCAAGACCCUGUCACAACAAGCAAGAUGGCAGAACUGAUACUUCUUGGAGCCCUGAAAAAUCUGCUCUCGUGUCCCCAGUUUGCAGCGAACCCCACAUCCCAGCUCGCACAGCAAAGAGGAUGAGCAAGCCCAGAGGUUGAGAGCCCUCCCGAGUUAUCACCUAUUUAUUGUAUCUCUUUCCUAAGCCUGGAGCACUUAGGCUAGAUCUGUCAGGACUCCGUCCAGUCCCUCUCUUCCCCAGUAAAAGCAGCUUCGAGCUUGGUAUGUGCCUCUCUGCAGCUUCUUCCGGGCCUGAUGGGUGCCAAAGGCAGGGAGGCAGGAAGAGGG